Messenger RNA from Tachysurus vachellii, 5502 nucleotides. Its product is annotated as NACHT, LRR and PYD domains-containing protein 12-like. The record is from RefSeq and is a predicted model, not a curated record. The transcript is spliced from 12 exons. Bases 2042 to 4939 code for a protein of 965 amino acids. Gene Ontology annotation, molecular function: protein binding. NCBI's taxonomy places the organism in Eukaryota, Metazoa, Chordata, Actinopteri, Siluriformes, Bagridae.
ACAUAAAUGUGGAAACUGCUACUAAUUAACAAUUGAAAAAAAAUAUUUUCAUAUUAGUAAGUAAAGUAUCUUAACUGUGUCUCCGCAUAAACACAAAACGAACUGCACAAAAUUAACGUUAAACAGAAGAGAAAAUUAAACCAUAUGCGUUCUAUCUGCGCAUGUGCUCCAUCUGCUGAUCAACGUGUGUUACUGCAGAAGCAACAAAACUUUGUUUCAUUCAUUUAACGUGAGUGAAUUGUGUAAAUUUGAAAAUUACUUUUUAUAAAUUGUCAAAACAAAUAUUUUAAUUUUAAUGCACAAACUUAAGAUAAUUAUAUAAUUCUAAUUUAUUUACAUUCUAUGAACCAAGGACAGCCGUGUUUCAUUUUCUUGAGUGUGUCCCGGAUGUUCCGGGAGUCUCCUGCAUAUUGAUAGCAGCUCCCUGAUGCCUGCAAAUUACUUACAAUCUCCCAGAAUCUAGAGCAAGCGAGCAAGAGCGUGCAUGUUUGACAAAGAGGGAGGGGGAGCGAGAGACCUUGCCUGUGUGUGCUAGUGUGUGUGUGUGCCCCAUUAAGCGCUUAUAAGACAGAGAGCGUCCUAUUUGGCCUGUUUCAGUAAGUCAGCCAAUCAAUUGUCAGUGUGGGCGGGCUUUUAUCUCUUCUCCCAAAACCUAAUUAAUCAGUGUAUCUAGAAACAGAAGUACCAUAAUGGCCCAUGGCAGAGGGAGAGAGCCACAAAAAAAUCACAGUAUAAGACACAUUUUACACCAUCAUGGCCCAUGGCAGAGGGAGAGAGCCCCAAAAAACACAGUAUAAGACACAUUUUACACCAGACUACACAAAAGUGUCCCCCUGUCUUAUAAGCGUUAAACAUAAUGAUGCACACUGUACACUUUGUAACAGUGACUUCAGCAUUGCCCAUGGUGGGGUAAAUGAUUGUAAAACACGUGUUGACGUGUUUUUAUUGGGUCACACUUAAUAAAACACAAAUAAUUGGGUCACACUUUACAAUAAGGUUCAUUAGUUAACAUUAUUAUCUAUUAUCUAUUAUUAGUAACUGUAUUUCGGUAUACAAGUAAAGUCAUGUUCUUUGGUGAAAUAUCAUAUACUUGUCCUCCUUCUAUUUAUUUAUUUAUUCAUUUAUUUAUUUAUUUUGGCGGGGGGAUGCACAUAUGACAUGCACACAUCACCAUAAUACACCAUUGUUGGACAUAUCUCGAAAAAAUAUAGAUAAUAUGUUUACUAGCAACACAUUGUGCGUUCAAUUUUUCAGUACAUAUUUUGUGUUAAAUUCAAUUCAAUUAAAAUAUAUUUGUAUAGCACUUUUUACAAUUGACAUUGUCUCAAAGCAGCUUUAAAGAACAUAAACAUAGAACAAAAGUUAUUAUAAAGAAUAAUAUAAAGAUUAAUAUAAUACAAAAUUUAAAAAAAGAUUAAUAUUAGAUAUAUUUAAAUGUGUUUGUAUUUAUACCAAAGGAAGUCUGAGGUGACUCAGGUGACUGUGGGGAGGAAAAACUCCCUUAGAUGAUAAAGGAAGAAACCUUGAGAGGAACCAGACUCAAAGGGGAACCUCAUCCUCAUAUGGGUGACACUGGAGAGUGUGAUUAUAAAUAUACAGUCUGACAAAUUUUGUCAACACAUACUGUGAUCUUAGUAUGUGUUGUCUCUGAACACAAUCAGGACAUUUGUAUUUAAUCAAUUUGUUUCAAGAGUUUGUGAAAGAACUAUUUUACUCAUUGUUAGUUUUUCAACUCCCUCCGAAUCACUAAAGCAGACGGCUCAAAGAGUCGACUCAUCCUGAAACGACACAUGACACAUGACAACGACACCUGAAACGACACAUAUUUAUUUCGAAAGUAAUAGUAGGUCUCACUCUAUGUUUCGACUCCAUUUUAAGAAGCCUUCAGACAAGUUAAACAUAUUUAAUGCGGCAGAAACUGUGACAUUAAUGUCUCAGAACAAGGACUUUACUAACGGAGUGUGAUCCAUUCCAUCAGAAGAGAUCAGAUUCUUCAGGACUCAGCUGUGUGUUUGUGUGUAAACUUUACUAAUGUUUAAAGAUGGAGACUCCUGAUCUGGACACAGAUAAUGUUUCUACACCAUUAAACAACUGUAAACUCCAGAGAAAGAGAUCAGACUCACCAACAUACAGCUGUAUCUCCAUGAAGAGUGACCGGUCUAUGCAUCGUCCUCUGAACUUUAAAGAUAGAGUCUCAUCACUUCUACACAGUAAACUCCAGAGAAAGAGAUCAGAAUCACCAACACUCAGCUGUAUCUCCAUGAAGAGUGAUGGGUCUAUGGCGGUUCCUCUGAAGUUUAAAGAUGGAAAUUCAUCAUUUCUACACAGGUUUCCUUCAGGUUCUCCAAUUUCCUCCCACCUCCCAAACACAUACCAUGUUCUACAGAAUAAAGGAAACAGAACAGAAACGAAGAUCACAGAUACAGGGCACGACCCAGAAUCUGCUGCUGGAAAUGAGGCCCAGAAAAAGUUAAAAUUAAAUCUGAUGAUGAAGUUUCAGUGUUUGAAUGGAGUGAUGAUAAACCUGGGAACCCAAACACUCCUGAAUGAGAUCUACACAGGGCUCUACAUCACAGAGGGAGACAGUGGAGGAGUCAAUAAUGAACAUGAGGUGAGACAGAUCGAGGUAGCAUCCAGGAGAAGAACAACAGAGGAAACACCAAUCAAAUGCAAUGACAUCUUUAACCCUUUAUCUGAACAAGACAAACCCAUCAGAACUGUGCUGACAAAGGGAGUCGCUGGCAUCGGAAAAACAGUCUCUGUGCAGAAGUUCAUUCUGGACUGGGCUGAAGGGAAAGUAAAACAGGAUGUCCACUUCAUAUUUCCACUUCCUUUCAGAGAGCUGAAUUUGAUGAAGGACCAGAAACUGAGUCUGUUGGAGCUCCUUUAUGUCUUUUUUAAGGAAACAAAAGAAACAGAAAUGUCCAGUUUGGAAAAGGUUCUGUUCACUUUUGACGGAUUGGACGAGUGUCGUUUUCCUCUAGAUUUCCAGAACACAGUGAGAGUGUGUGAUGUAACUGAAUCAGCAUCAGUGCCUAUGCUGCUGAUAAACCUGAUCAAAGGGAAUCUGCUUCCCUCUGCUCUCAUCUGGAUCACCUCCAGACCUGCAGCAGCUGAUCAAAUCCCCUCUGAGUGUGUGGAUCGAGUCACAGAGGUACGAGGGUUCAAUGACCCACAGAAGGAGGAGUACUUCAGGAAGAGGAUCAGUGAUCAGAGCCUGGCCAAUAAUAUCAUCACACACCUGAAGUCAUUAAGAAGCCUCUACAUCAUGUGUCACAUCCCAGUCUUCUGCUGGAUUUCAGCCACUGUUCUAGAGAGAAUGUUGGGUGAAGCAGAGCGUGGAGAGAUACCCAAGACUCUGACUCAAAUGUACACACACUUCCUCAUCAUUCAGACAAACAUCAUAAGAGAAAAAUACUCAAAGAAGCCAGAGAGUGAUGAAGAAAUGCUACUUAAACUGGGACAACUGGCUUUUCAGCAGCUGAAGAAAGGGAACCUGAUCUUCUAUGAUGAAGACCUGAGAGAGUGUGGUAUUGAUGUGAGAGAAGCAGCAGUGUACUCAGGUGUGUGUACUCAGAUCUUCAGAGAGGAGUUUGGGCUUCACCAGAGUAAAGUGUACUGCUUUGUUCAUCUGAGCAUUCAGGAGCAUCUCGCAGCUCUGUAUGUGCACCUGACCUUCAUGAAGGAGAAGAGAAAUGUUCUUAUACAGAAGCAAUACUCCUACCGGUGGAAGAAAGAAAGUAGAAUAUCACAUGUACACAAGAUUGCUGUAGAUCAGACUUUACAAAGCCAGACUGGACGUCUGGAUCUUUUCCUUCGCUUUCUUCUGGGUCUCUCACUGGAGUCCAAUUGGAAACUGUUACAUGUUUUAGUAACAAAGACAAAAAGUAGCUCGAAGAUCAUAAAGACAACAGUUCAGUACAUUAAGGAGAAGAUCAGUGAAGAUCUUCCUACAGAGAAAUCCAUCAAUCUGUUCCACUGUCUGAAUGAACUGGGUGAUAAUUCUCUAGUGGAGGAAAUCCAACUCUACCUGAAAUCUGGAAAACAAAGUGAACUUUCUUCUUCACAGUGGUCUGCUCUGGUGUUUGUGUUACUGACAUCAGCACAGGAGCUGGAUGAAUUUGACCUGAGUAAAUAUUUCAGUACAGAUAAGAUAACAGAAGAUGUUGUUCUGAAGAUGAUGCCUGUGAUUGAAGCAUCCAGUAAAGCAAUUAUCAGCUGUGAUUCACUUGGAGUGGAAAGUUGGUCAUCUCUGGACUCAGCGCUCAGAUCAGAAACCUCCGAUCUGAGAGAACUUCAUCUGACUGUGAAAACACUGUAUCUGUCUGGGAAUAAUCUAGGAGACUCAGGAGUGAAGAGUCUCUCUGCUGGACUGGAGAAUCCUCACUGUAAAGUGGAGACACUGAGUUUGUGUAAUUGUGGUGUCUCAGAUGAAGGCUGUGCUGCUCUGACUUCAGCUCUGAGAUCAAACCCCUCACACCUGAGAUACCUGGAUCUGUCUGAUAAUAAAGUAGGAGACUCAGGAGUGAAGAUUCUUUCUGCUGUACUGGAGAAUCCUCACUGUAAACUAAAGACAUUGGGGUUGCGUAAGUGUGGUGUCUCAGAUGAAGGCUGUGCUGCUCUGACUUCAGCUCUGAGAUCAAACCCCUCACACCUGAGAUACCUGGAUCUGUCCUAUAAUAAUCUAGGAGACUUGGGAGUGAAGAUUCUCUCUGCUGUACUGGAGAAUCCUCACUGUAAAUUGGAGAAAUUGAGGUUGCGUUUGUGUGGUGUCUCAGAUGAAGGCUGUGCUGCUCUGACUUCAGCUCUGAGAUCAAACCCCUCACACCUGAGAGAACUGGAUCUGUCUGAUAAUAAACUAGGAGACUCAGGAAAGAAGCUGCUCUCUGAUCUUAAGGAUGAUAAACAUUACAAACUACAGACACUGUGGUUCCAAUGAAUAUCUGUGUGUGAUGAAGACUCCAGUGUUCCUGCAUUACCAUGAUGGAGAAUAGAGAACAUGUUUAUUAACACAUCACUCAUUUAGUUCUAUCACAUUAAACAGACUCAGAGAUGUGAGAAGUGUGUGUUCAUCGUGUACAGUGAAUCAGACUAAACACAGUUCUACACUGAGUGUAUAAUGACCUCUGAUCACUGGAUAAAAUUCCCUGGAUCUCAAUCCCAUAAAAACCUGAGGGAUUAUUUGUAACAGCAGGUGAAAAUCCACAUGAACUCGAGCUGAACCCAGUCAGUGGAAGAGAAAUAUAAUGGACAGGAACAGUUUCAUGACAUUGGUGGAUUUCUCACCUGAUAGGAUUGGAGUUUAUCUGAGGAGUUUAUCUGAUGAAGCCCAUAGGAGACUCUCUACAAGUCACAUUUAUCACUUUGUUCUUUGGGCAAUUAAUGUUCCAGUGAUGUUAUACUAAAUAUCAGAACUCUUCUAAUCAAAUCAAAUUAAUGUUCCACCACUAACUGUUGUAUAAUGUAGUUUUGAUGGUUUGUGAUUUUACUGUUUGUGUGAUU